CAAAAAAAUGAAAGAAACUCUGGGUAAAUCGUGUCAUAGUUAUGUUUCAUUCUUUAUGGUUAUAUGGAAUUACCACUGUUUGACGGUCAUCACAUGUGCUUAUGUAAACAACUGUUACCUUCCCGAGUUUAGAUCACCAUUGCAUGGACUUCAGUUUAAAUCCGCGAAAGGCUAUCCAAGGAGAAAUAUAAGUGCAGAGAUUAACCUAAACGAGGAAAUCAAACGUGAAAUAAAGACCAUGGGAAGAAUGAGACUUCAUGAACGAAAAGUGAUGAAAAUAUUUCCAGAGGAGGCAUCGUUUGAAUUGGCUAACAUACCACAUUCGUUAAGUACUUGUACAAUACAUCGGAAAUACUUUAAAAUAGAAGAUAUACUAGUUGAUAAACACUACGGAGACUGUUGGGUGUUAUGGCAAUGGAAAGGAAUCAACAUCACAUGGACUGAAUGUAACAGAUACUGCACGGGAGUUCCAGCAAAACCUCCAUUCUACGUCUAUUUAUGUUUGCCUGGUCACGUGAUUGACUUCAAGAUAUGGGCUUUCUGUCCUCGUCAUAGACGUUUUAUUAUACGAAUAAUACAACUCCCACAAUGUUGUUUUUGUACAAAAUAUCAAUGCUUAAUUCAGCCGAGAAUAAUAAAAAUUGGAACAUACCGCAUCAUUUAUGAAUACAAAACGAUGUGGGGUGUACGUCAAUGA
Messenger RNA from Mytilus californianus (California mussel), 697 nucleotides. RefSeq lists its product as uncharacterized. NCBI's taxonomy places the organism in Eukaryota, Metazoa, Mollusca, Bivalvia, Mytilida, Mytilidae. Bases 8 to 697 code for a protein of 229 amino acids. The transcript has 5 exons. The record is from RefSeq and is a predicted model, not a curated record.